CUCGUAUGUCUGACCGAGCGCGUUGAAGAUUUGGUAGCAGAAUUCAAUAGGCGCAUUGUACUUGGCGCCGUCAAUGAAUCAGACGCGGACAAGAUGGAUUCAGAUGACCCAGAUGAAAAUAGGUGGUAUCACUCCUUCAAGAAACUUAUGGAAUGGUGUCCCUCGGCUCGUAAUUUACUACGGUCGUCAGCCGAGCACGAAAUUCUUGCUUUUGCCUACAACAAGCUGAAUGAAGGCUCUGACGGGGCCAGAGGAGACGACUCUGCUAGUCUUAAGUGUGCUGUCGCCGAUUGGCUAAUGGAACGCACUCCCACACCAAAUCCCACCAUUCACAGACAAGACAAGUCUGGUCAGGGUUUCUACAACGACGUGACAGGCGGACUCCUGUGCCCAGUUGAUUACGACUGGAGCAAUCCCAUUGUUCGAGCCUCCAUUCGAGACUACCAUCCCGAUUUCUGUAUCACCACUUGCUCCUGGCCGUCAUUCCUGUACGAGAAUGGAUGCUAUGACCCCCAGAAUCCUGCCAAUGGUUUGUUUAAAGGCAAACUACUUAUAAAGGCAUUCAAACGCGUGUUCACCUCUCCAACUUCCACAUACGAGGAACAACCUGCUGACUCGGCGGCUUGUUCUGUACGGAAGAAGAACAGUGCCGAGUGUCGCACUCGGCGCGAUCUAAGAUUUGCGUUGUCGAGCGCGGGAUCUUGGCGCAUCGUUGACGACGAAUUCAACCAUCAAGAGUUCUACGACAAUAUUGUGGACUAUCUCGAGCUCCCUCCAUCGCCAGAAGCCGUGAAAGAUGUCGACGACCUUUUGCUGUGGUGGAAUCAAAAGGUUUUUGGUAGAAAAUUUGUCUCCGAUUAUCGCCCGCAGCAUGUGAACAAAAUGUCGGUCGCCAUGACUUUGGCCAGGCGCUAG
Suillus discolor is the source of this 915-nucleotide messenger RNA. RefSeq lists its product as uncharacterized. NCBI's taxonomy places the organism in Eukaryota, Fungi, Basidiomycota, Agaricomycetes, Boletales, Suillaceae. The transcript has 7 exons. The annotation marks the transcript as partial. The record is from RefSeq and is a predicted model, not a curated record.